CCUGCGCGACGGCCGGCACGCACACCAACAUGGCCGCCGGUGCAUGGAUAACACGGGUCUGCGACCGUUCGUGCGCCACCGUGCUCUCAGUCCCUCUCGGCGUCUCGACACGAGCGUUUUGGUUUCGCGAAUCGGUGCGCCGCUGCCUCCCCCUCCUGCGCAAAGCUGCGAGUCGUCGUUGCGUCGACAAGUUGAGAGAGUUUUAAGUGCUUCGCCUCUCCUGCCUCCGGGACACCGGCACUCCGCAACCGACGCUACGGGAACAUCAUGGCCGAGAGCAAGGGCGCGUUAAUCGCGAAAACAGUACAAAAACACGCGGGCAGGGCGAAAGAGAAGUUUCUUCAGAAUCUGGGCAAGGUCGAUCGAACCGCGGACGAUAUAUUCGACGAGCACCUGCAGAACUUCACGAGGCAGCAGAAUUCCGCCAACAGACUGCAAAAGGAGUUCAACAAUUACAUCAGGUGUGUUCGAGCGGUGCAGGCCGCCUCGAAGACGCUCAUGGACUCGUUGAAUGAGAUCUACGAGAGUCAAUGGACCGGACACGAUCUGUUAUACGUGCAGGCACAAAAUCUUGACAUGCUGUGGCAAGAUUUCACUCACAAACUCGCGGACCAGGUUCUUGUACCACUCAACACAUAUCAAAGUCAAUUCCCGGAGAUGAGGAAAAAGGUCGACAAGCGCGGGCGUAAACUGGUGGAUUAUGACAGUCAGAGACACAACUUCCAGUCGUUGCAGUGCAAUCCAAAAAAGAGGGACGAACUCAAAGUAUCCCGAGGGAAGGAGCUGCUGGAGGAGGCAAAACGUACAUACGAACAGCUAAAUUCCGAACUGCACGACGAAUUGCCGGCAUUAUUCGAUUCGCGCGUUCUUUUCCUCGUCACAAAUCUGCAAACGCUCUUCGCUGCGGAGCAAGUGUUUCACACUGAAAGUGCCAAGGUAUAUUCCGAAUUAGAAGCAAUCGUCGAUAAAUUGGCUAAUGAAAGUCAACGAGGAUCUUACACACUAAAGAAGAACACGGAACCGCAAUCACCGAAGUCGCCUAACGCAAACUCGUCCCUAAUAAUUAACACGCAACCGGCGCAGAACAAUAUCUCAGGAGCUUUGGAUGAUACCGCGCCCGUUGCCAGAGACACAUCGCCGACCACCCAGAUAAACGGCAACGCUAACAGCAAUGCUAAUAGCAACGCUAACAGCAAUGAUAACUCUCUCAAUAAUCAGGAUACGUCGCCACAGAACGCAGUCGCGCCUGCCAAAGGAGUCGAAGAGUUGUACGAUAUUCCAGUCGACAGGUCCAUGACUAACGGGGCGGACUCGAUCAUUCUAGAGGCGGAAUAUGAAAAUGCUGCUAAUUUCUCUAUAGGGGCGACAACCGACAAUCUGCCGCCGGGCGUUUUAUACAGGGUUAAAGCCACUUACAAAUACAGCCGUGAGGAUGUGGAUGAAUUGUCGUUUGACGUCGGCGAGAUUAUUCGUGUCGUGGAGUACGACGAUCCCGAGGAGCAGGAAGAAGGCUGGUUAAUGGGUAUGAAGGAAGGCACCAAUGAGAAGGGUAUGUUCCCGGCGAACUUCACGAAACCGCUGUGAGAGCUGUACUCGGUUCGCCAUUUACACUCCAAUGCUCAUCAGAGACAGCAUAUUUUACUUUAAAGUAGUUAGAGAGUCGCGUAAUUAAAUGGGAAAUAAGAACCGCGUGGUCAUGCGAGAACAAUAUUACGCACGACGUAUGUAAAGGUAAACGAAGAGAGAGAGAGAGAGAGAGAGAGAGAGAGAGAGAGAAAGAAAGAGAGCAGGCGAUGGGAAAGAUAAUGAAGAGGAAGCGGGGAGAGAAUUCGUAAGAUGGUUUUGCUGGAGGGUACUGCGGAGAGAAUCAAUCACCCCAAAGUGCCUUUAACCCAGCCACUGUCUGUGCCAACAUUCACUCUUAUUCGUCAAAAAAAAUAUGGGAUUGACCCUCUCAUAUCAAACGGAUACACAUCAUGAAUAAUAAUCAAACGAGAUAUUUAAGCAACUAAAUAAUAUAUUGUAACAUGUACACGCAACAAGAAAUACACGUCACACACGCGAUACACAACGAUAUGCAAUAUUAUAUAAUAUAAAACGAAAUCUAUAUAUUAAAUUAAUAUUAUUUUAUGAAAUUGUACAUAGAUCUAUAUAUACAAUUUAAGAGUAUUUUACGAGAUAACUUUGUGGCCACUGAAAAUUAUUGCUAAGAGACGUACAUCUUCAAGUUUAAGAACAUGCGCGCGCCACUUGGGAAACCCUCUUUCCUCAACGGGUGGAUGGGGCGACCAUUUUUCAAGGUUCAAUUAUCUGUCUGCAUUCGUAAAGUAAGGUUCUACAUUAUUUACUCGCCUACUGUUCGAGAGUCUAACGAUUAGCUCUUAUUACAUAAAAAUCUCGCCACGAUUCACCUGCCAAAUUUUUCAAUGACGUAAUAAUAAAUAUUGAAAGAUGAUACGUGAAAGAAAUAUUAUGAUGUAUAAAUGAGAGGUGAAAGAGUAUAGCUUCUGUGUAUUUAUGAUUGAUGAUUCUUUUCUUGUUUCUCCGCCUUUUGGAGCACCGCGAAUUUUGUCAGCGAAGUCUAUUUAUGAAUUUUUUGUGCGCAGGUUUUAUUCACUUGAAUCCGCAAAUCUCAUGUACAUGUAUGUAGAAAAUCGGAUAGCGACGAGAGAGCGUUUAUUAUUAUAUUAUUUUAUUACUAUUGUUAUUAUAUAUUGCUAUGGUUAUUAUCGCUACCGUAUCUAUUCAUGUCGUCAGGAAACGAAUACAUAACGAUCCAACCCCGAAACUUUUGUAGACUCAAUCAAUACUCGUUAGAUCUGCCGAAACAAUCUUGUAUUCGCAUCUUGUGUAAUAAAUAGUGUUGUAAUAAUAUAUAUAUACACGUACAUAUUUAUCACAUCGUUAGCAUUAAAAGAAAAUAUCAGCUUAGAGAGAAAUUGUACGUCUUUAUUUUAUCAUGCUGGUCCAUAAAACUGUAAAAGUUCAAGUGCUCUUUUUGAAAAAGAUUCACUUAUUUCGAGGAUUGAUUUAUUGUUAUGCAAUUAAUUAACACGGAUUAUUAAUAAGUUCUUCUUACUUAAUUUCUCGAAAAAAUAAACGCUUUUACUAAUUA
Solenopsis invicta (red fire ant) is the source of this 3115-nucleotide messenger RNA. It is a transcript of the gene Amph, whose product is annotated as amphiphysin. Bases 268 to 1584 code for a protein of 438 amino acids. The transcript has 9 exons. Gene Ontology annotation, molecular function: protein binding; phospholipid binding. The record is from RefSeq and is a predicted model, not a curated record. Gene Ontology annotation, cellular component: plasma membrane; cytoplasm. NCBI's taxonomy places the organism in Eukaryota, Metazoa, Arthropoda, Insecta, Hymenoptera, Formicidae.